ACCGAGGGAGUGAGUUUUAUCGAUCAGUUCGUGGUUGGUCUCUCUGGUGCCCUUUGUCGAUGCUGUUCUCGAAUUCCAGUAGCUAUGCUGUGAGUUCGACACCAUCUGCGGCCAAUCGAAUCGUGAUCCGAGGCCAUAGAGAGCGUCCUCUUCUUAACAAAUCUUAUAAUAAUUGUAUAGUAGUACGUACUAGUCUCUGCUUAUUUUCUGUUCAUGUCCGAUCCCCAAAUAUCUCCAAAUCGGACCGCAACUUCUUCUCUAAUCUAAUCUAAUCUAAUCACCGAUGGCACACACGCCAAACAGGCAGGUAGUAGUAGUAUAUUGGCAGGACGACCAGAUCCAAUUGAAAGCGCGGCAGGCCCUGUCAUCUGUCCUCCCGUCGUCAGAUCAGCCCCGCACUCCACAAAUCACACUCCCGGGAACAGUGGCGCCCAGUACAGCACAGUAGUACAUGGCCGGGAGCAUCGCAGAAAGAUAUUUAUACUCCCACCAGUAAGCUUGUGCGCCACGCCGUACGUGAAUCAAGCCAAAAUGGUCCCUUGACGCCUCCCAUGAUCUUGAUCCAUCUCGACGACAGGGACCAGAGGGGCGGGCACACCCGAUUCGUGUCGAAUUGGACGGCCCUGUCACGCGACGGGGCCAGCGGCGUGCCGUCCGGCGAUUCCACCGCCUGCUGCGCGGCGCUCGUGGAGCGCCGAGUGGACACGAGAGAUGCGUUUCGUGUCGCCAAUGGCUCGCUCUGACUUUGGACCGCGCUGAGCACGGUUUUGCUGCUCGGUGUUAGCACGGGGCGUGUCGGAGAUGGAGUCUUUCCUGAAGAAGUUCUUCCCGGGCUUACUCAAGACGACGAGGCACGCGAGCAAGGACGUCUACUGCAUGUACAACGACCAGGCGCUCACGGCCUUCACCUCCUCGCUCUACGCGUUCGGCAUGGUGGGCACGCUGGUGGCGAGCCGGGUCACCCGGCGAGUCGGGCGCAAGGCCAUCAUGGUCGUCGGGGGCAGCAUGUUCCUCGUCGGCUCGCUCGUCAACGCCGCAGCGGCCAACCUCGCCAUGCUCAUCGUGGGGCGGAUGCUGCUCGGCCUGGGCCUCGGGUUCUCCGGCCAGGCCACGCCGGUCUACCUCGCCGAGAUGUCGCCUCCGCGGUGGCGCGGCGGGUUCAUCUCCGCGUUCCCUCUGUUCAUCAGCGUCGGGUACCUCGUCGCCAACCUGAUCAACUACGGCACGUCGCGGAUCCCCGAAUGGGGCUGGCGCCUGUCCCUCGGCCUCGCGGCCGUCCCCGCUGCCAUCAUGGUGCUGGGCGCCCUGCUCAUCACGGACACCCCGAGCAGCCUCGUCCUGCGCGGGAUGCACGACCAUGCGCGCGCCGCGCUCCAGCGCGUCCGCGGCAAGGGCGUGGACAUCGACGCGGAGUUCAGCGACAUACUGGCCGCCGUGGAGCACGACCGGCGGAACGCGGAGGGCGCGUUCCGGCGGAUCCUGCGGCGGGAGUACCGACCGUACCUGGUGAUGGCCGUCGCGUUCCCCGUGUUCCUGAACCUCACCGGCGUGACCGUGUCGGCCUUCUUCUCGCCGAUACUGUUCCGGACCAUAGGGUUUGGGAGCGACGCUGCGCUGAUGGGCGCCAUCAUCCUCGGCCUGAUGAACAUCGGCGGCAUCAUCGCCUCGGGCGUCGCCAUGGACCGCUACGGCCGGAAGCUGCUCUUCGUGAUCGGCGGCGCGCUCAUGUUCACCUGCCAGGUGGCAAUGGCGAGCAUCGCGGGGACGCACCUCGGGCACGGCAGCAAGAUGCCCAAGGGCUACGCGGUGGCCGUGCUGGUGCUGACGUGCGUGUUCUCCGCCAGUUUCAGCUGGUCGUGGGGCGCGCUGUACUGGACCAUCCCCGGCGAGAUAUACCCGGUGGAGGUGAGGUCGGCGGGGCAGGGCACGGCGGUGGCGCUGAACCUGGGCCUCAACUUCGUGCAGGCGCAGUGCUUCCUGGCGAUGCUGUGCAGCCUCAAGUAUGGCGUCUUCCUCUUCUACGCGUGCUGGCUCGUCGUCAUGACCGCCUUCGCCAUGGCGUUAGUGCCGGAGACCAAGGGCGUGCCGCUCGACUCCAUGGGCCACGUCUUCGCGCGCCACUGGUACUGGGGCAGGUUCGUCAAGGCUUGACCUGACCUGCGUGCGGCCUUGGCAAUCAGGGGCUUGCCAGAGCAUUGUGUGAUGGAUAUAAUACCAGUAUUAGCGCUAGAUUAAUGGUACUCGUAUAUAUAUUCCGGUAAAACUCGAAAGUCGUAAUAUAGAAAUUAUCAUUUCCAUGUGUCGCUGCCGAGCAAUAUGCAACUAGCGUCAUGGAGCCAUGUAUUAGAAUCAUCACCAAGUGUUUGACGGUAAUGCGUGUUGCUUAAAUAUAUGAUUAAAUUUAAAUUUUAAAA
Molecule: messenger RNA, 2414 nt
Organism: Hordeum vulgare subsp. vulgare (domesticated barley)
Lineage: Eukaryota; Viridiplantae; Streptophyta; Magnoliopsida; Poales; Poaceae
Product: sugar transport protein MST1-like
Exons: 3
Coding region: 802-2151 (449 amino acids)
Biological process (GO): monosaccharide transmembrane transport
Cellular component (GO): membrane
Molecular function (GO): monosaccharide transmembrane transporter activity
Source: RefSeq, a predicted model, not a curated record